Messenger RNA from Drepanopeziza brunnea f. sp. 'multigermtubi' MB_m1, 2250 nucleotides. RefSeq lists its product as uncharacterized. Lineage: Eukaryota; Fungi; Ascomycota; Leotiomycetes; Helotiales; Drepanopezizaceae. Gene Ontology annotation, cellular component: cytoplasm; Ino80 complex. The record is from RefSeq and is a predicted model, not a curated record. Gene Ontology annotation, biological process: regulation of DNA-templated transcription.
AUGGCGCCCUCAGCGACAGACACCCAAGCUCUUGUAGUAGAGCCACAAAGUGCCAUCCCACCACCACGCCUCUACGUACCACAAGAAGCCCAUUAUGCAGGAUUCAUCGAAGUCCAGCAAGAUGGAUACCGCCAGGCCAAGUCCCAAGGUUCGCAGAGGGCCGCGAUUGUGAUAGAUAACGGCUCUUCGGCAACCCGAGCGGGCUGGUCCUUCGAUGCCUCCCCCCGCCUGAACAUCCUCCCCAUCUACUCCCGCUACCGCGACCGCAAGCUGGGAAGGACGUACUCCUUCGUUGGCGCGGAUGUUUACGCCGACGCGACGGCGCGUGGACACAUGCGGAACGCGUUUGAGGCCGGCAGUGGGAUCGUUAGUAACUGGGACGUGAUGGAGAACGUGCUGGACUAUGUCUUCAUCAAGAUGGGCGUGGAUGGGCAGAAUGGGGUUGAUGUGCCAAUUGUGAUGACGGAGGCUGUGGCCAAUUUGCCGUACUCGAGGAAGAGUAUGACGGAGAUUAUAUUCGAGGCCUACUCGGCCCCAUCGCUGGCUUAUGGCAUCGACUCCCUCUUCUCCUAUGACUACAACGGUGGCAAGACAGGCCUCGUAGUAUCCUCAUCCCAUAGCGCUACACAUGUCAUCCCAGUCCUGAAUUCCAAAGCCAUCCUCACCCAGGCAACCCGUCUAAAUUGGGGCGGCUCCCAGAACGCUGAGUACCUCCUCAAGCUCCUUCGCCUCAAGUACCCUGCCUUCCCUGGCAAGCUCAACUCUUCUCAGACCGAGUACAUGGUCAGAGAUCACUGCUAUCUCUCCCAAGACUAUGACCAAGAGCUCAAGAGCUACCUGGAUUGGACCGGUCUAGAGGACCGCGACCACGUGAUCCAGUACCCUUACACCGAAGAGGUUAUCAUCCAGAAAAGCGAGGAGGAACUAGCACGCAUCGCAGAAAAGCGGAAAGAGAGCGGUAGACGACUCCAAGAGCAAGCUGCGAAAUCCCGUCUGGAAAGAUUGGUCCGUAAGGAGCAAGAGCUGGACUAUUACAAACACCUCAAAUCGCAACUCGCCGAGCAAACCAAGAAAGAGAUCAAGCGCCUCCUCGAAGCCGAUGAGUUAAAGGACGAGGCUGCUCUCGAUAAAAUUAUCAAGGAGCUCGACAAGUCCAUCCGGAAAGCGCGCACCAAGGACGUCGGCGGCCCGGAAAUCGAGGAGGAAGUCGAGGAGCCUGACUUUUCGCUCCUGGAAAUCGCAGAUGAUCAAUUGGAUGAGGCGGGGCUCAAGCAGAAAAGACAUCAGCGGCUGAUGAAGUCGAAUCACGAGGCGAGGGCGAGGGCCAAAUCCGAGAAGGAGAGAGAGAAGGCGAGGGUGGCGGAAGAACAGCGUCUCGAUAACGAGAAGCGGGAGACUGAUCUUGAGGGCUGGCUGAUAGCACGACGGGCAGCGCGCACAUUGAUCAUCCAAAGGCUCAAAGAUCGUGAUCGUCUCAAGGCCGACCUUGGGAAUCGCAAGUCAUUAGCGAGUCAGAUACGCAUGAAAUCCAUCGCCAACCUCGCCUCAGAUAACCCCACAAAAAAGCGCAGGAGAGGCAAUGACGACGACAAUUUCGGCGCGAACGACGACGAUUGGGGCGUGUAUCGCCAGAUUGCGACUGGCGACGGGAGUGACGACGAAGAGGAGGAGGAUCUGGGGGCGACGCUGAAGGACCUGGAGAAGGAGCUGCUCGAGUGGGAUCCGGAGUUCACGGACCAGCACACACUGGACGCACAGUCAGACUGGACGAAGUCGCUCAUGCACGCCUUCCUCCGCGGACCCCGCCCCUUCGACCCCAAGUCCCAGCAGGAAGUGCACCAAGUCCACCUGAACGUGGAGCGGAUCCGCGUCCCGGAGAUCGUGUUCCAGCCGACCAUCGCGGGCCUGGACCAGGCGGGCCUCGUCGAGAUCGCCGCUGACAUCCUGACGCAGCGCCUCAGCGGCGUCGGGAACCAACGCGACUUCCUGAAGGAUGUCUUCCUGACGGGAGGCAGUAGUCUGUUUCUCAACUUCGACGAACGCUUGCGCGAGGGUCUGAGGGCCUCUCUCCCGGCUGAGGCAGAGCUGGGUGUGAGGCGGGCGAAGGACGCCGUGAUGGAUGCUUGGAAGGGGGCGGCGAGGUGGGCGGGCAGUGAGAGGGGGGUUAGGGGCUGUGUGACGAGAGAGGAGUACGCGGAGAAGGGGGCGGAGUAUUUGAAAGAGCAUGAGCUGGGGAAUGCGUACUCUUAA